Molecule: messenger RNA, 1457 nt
Organism: Prorocentrum cordatum
Lineage: Eukaryota; Dinophyceae; Prorocentrales; Prorocentraceae
Source: the annotation of a GenBank genome assembly
GACAGCUCAACAGGCUCCCAGACGGCCCAAGACGCGCCCAAGAUGGCCCAAAAAGGCCCCUCCGUAGCCAUUUUGGCCCAAGCCCUGGCUUCAAGGUGCUACCAUGGCUGCGCCGAGUAGCCGUCUUCUGCCUGGUUUCGCACGUGGUCUCUUCCAGAUCCCUGCCGAUGUUUGCUAUCUCAACGCUGCGUUUUUGGGCCCUCAGCUGAAAUCUUCCACCGUGGCCGCCGAUGCGGCUGUGCGUCGCAAGGCCACUCCGUGGGAGCUGGGCAAGGCCGAUUUCUACUCUGACGCGGAGCGCGCGCGUGAGCUUUUCGCAUCGCUCGUAGGCGCUCGGCCUUGUGACAUUGCUUUGGUGCCCAGCGCGUCGUAUGGCGCAGCGACAGCAGCAGCCAACCUGCUUCCCCAUGUGAGUCGCACUCAGAACCUUGUUACCUUGGCGCGAGAGCAUACGUCGAACCGCUUUGUCUGGCAGUGCGCGUCUGUGCGAGACUGCGGCCCAGAACUGCGAGUGGUGCCCGCCCCGCACGAGCUUCCAGCAGGGAGAGAGUGGACCGAGGCAGUGCUCUCGGCGAUAGACGUCGCCACCGCCGUGGUCGCUGUCGCUCCAACUUUUUGGGCUGACGGGGCCCGGCUUGACCUCACCAGGAUCGGCCGGCGGUGUCGCGAGGUGGGCGCAGCAUUGGUGGUCGACGGCACGCAGAGCAUAGGCGUCGUGCCCUUUGAUGUCAGAGAGGUUCAGCCAGACUGGCUCGUCUGUGCUGGGUACAAGUGGCUGCUGUGCCCAUACGGCAUCUCGUUCUUGUACGCCGCUCCGCGCUUCUACGAGAGCGAGGUGGGGCCACGGGGCCUGGAGGAGAACGGAUGGGACAGCGCCAGUUCCGGGAGGGCGAAUGCCAUGUGGGGACUCCCGGGCGGCGAGGACGACGACGGACGAUUGGAUUUACGCCAAGUUUGCCGGGCGUCUCGCUUCGACGCAGGUCAGAGAUGUGGUAGUUGGUCGACGCUGCCUGCUGCCAUCGCAGCCUUGGAGCAGCUGAUGGAGUGGACGCCCGUGGCCGUUUCCGAAGCACUCGAGCGCCUUACUGCCAAGGCGAUCUACAUGGGCAAUCGCCGUGGCUUGAUCGCCCCGGACAGUCGGCUGCCCCACAUGGUCGGAUUGCGAACUGCCGACGGGGAUUGGGGCUUGGGCUUGGUUUCGCGGCUUUGGGAGCGUCAUCGGGUGCAUGUGUCUAUGCGCCUCGGGUCGCUUCGCAUAUCGCCACACGUAUACAACACUGGCGAGGACCUCGAAAGGUUGUUCACCGCCUUGGACAGAGAGACUGGAUCUGACGAGUAGCAUCGUUUGUUCGACUUCUGGGCUGGUAUGGGCAUGUCACGAGUUCACACAGUUCUUGUACGACUCACUGCCUCAGCGAAAAAAAAGAUGGCCCAAAAGGGCCCCAGGAACGCCCCCC